AUUUGGAACCUGAUGUCCCUCUACCCAGGUGACUGAACAAGUCACUAAGCUCGAGCUGUUCUGGAAUCUUUGAGGACUGUUCUUGCUGUACCAUUGCUUCAUGGCCAGAAAUAGAUAACUUUCUGACUGCAAAGGUCACAUGGCCCUUGUUGUCUAAAUUCACUCCUGGACGAUUUAAUAACUUCUCAUUUAGGUGCCUUCCUCUACUCUGUGUUUAGUUUGGGCUGCUGCUUUGUCAUUGUGGAAGGCUGUGUGUCUGAUAAAUUACCUCUUCCUUGUCAUCUGAUCUUACAGAAGAUCUCUAGAUCUCUAUGUAUCUUUUGUAAAUAUACUCAUGCCUUCUCUGUAGCUGAGGACUUCACUGCAUAGAGAGACUACAAGACGCAUUUCAAGAUCAUUCUGAACUGAUACAGCUUCGGGCUUUACUGUGAGAGGAAGGUCUCAAGCCUCAGCAUGUUGGUUGCUUUGUAUCAGUGUUGAGUGCUGUGCUUCUUGGAUUUGAAAGACCCACCUGUUGUUAACAAGACAACUGCUGAAACAUGGUGGAUUAUUAUGAAGUUCUGGGAGUGCAGAAGCAUGCCUCAGCAGAAGAUAUUAAAAAAGCGUACCGUAAAUUGGCAUUAAAAUGGCACCCUGAUAAGAAUCCAGAAAAUAAAGAAGAAGCAGAGCAGCAAUUUAAACAAGUAGCCGAGGCCUAUGAAGUUCUGUCAGAUGCUAAAAAACGUGACAUCUAUGACAGAUUUGGAAAAGAAGGCUUAAUAAAUGGAGGUGGAGGUGGAAGUCACCAUGAUAAUCCAUUUGAAUUUGGAUUUACAUUCCGUAACCCAAAUGAUGUCUUUAGGGAGUUUUUUGGUGGAAGGGACCCUUUUUCAUUUGAGUUCUUCGAAGAUCCUUUUGAGGACUUCUUCGGGGGCAGACGAGGUCCAAGGGGAAGCAGAAGCAGAGCUGGUGGAUCAUUUUUCUCUGCCUUUGGUGGAUUCCCUGCUUUUGGAAGUCCUUUUCCUUCAUUUGACACAGGUUUUACUUCAUUUGGUUCUCUGGGGCAUGGAGGCCUUACUUCGUUCUCCUCUACGUCAUUUGGUGGCAGUGGGAUGGGAAACUUCAAAUCAGUAUCAACCUCAACUAAAAUAGUUAACGGCAGAAAAAUUACUACAAAGAGAAUUUUUGAGAAUGGACAAGAGAGAGUAGAAGUUGAAGAAGAUGGCCAGUUAAGGUCACUAACAAUAAAUGGUGAGGCAAAUGAAGAAGCCUUUGCUGAGGAGUGCCGACGGAGAGGACAGCACGCCCUGCCCUUCCAGCCCACCAACACUCGCCUGCUGAAGCCACACAAGCCUGCCAGUUCCCCCAGAUAUGCCUAUCAUUACAAUAGCGAUGAGGUGGAAGAGCAAGAAAAGAGCCGGGUUGCAAGCAGCUUGGAGAACCCCUUUUAUUUAUCAGGAUACAAAGAAGGCAGCAAGAGGAGGAAGCAGAAGCAGAGAGAGGAACAGAAGAAGAAGAAGUCAACCAAAGGGAGUUACUAAAAUGGACAUCUCUGCUAUGCCAAUCCCUUUAUUAAAACGGCAACUUACGUUACAUUUGA
Molecule: messenger RNA, 1579 nt
Organism: Phasianus colchicus (ring-necked pheasant)
Lineage: Eukaryota; Metazoa; Chordata; Aves; Galliformes; Phasianidae
Gene: DNAJB6
Product: DnaJ heat shock protein family (Hsp40) member B6
Molecular function (GO): Hsp70 protein binding
Source: RefSeq, a predicted model, not a curated record